This is a messenger RNA of Aplysia californica (California sea hare), 158 nucleotides long. RefSeq names its product glutelin-2. NCBI's taxonomy places the organism in Eukaryota, Metazoa, Mollusca, Gastropoda, Aplysiida, Aplysiidae. The record is from RefSeq and is a predicted model, not a curated record.
GCUAGUUGCAUGGGCCACAGUGUGUUUUUUUGUGUGUGUUUCUCUUUCAACAGUCGAUAUUAUUCCCUGGAGAAUCUACAAACCCCUCUAGGCCUGAGACAUGACAGAACCCGCCCUCCCACUUAAAGUGCUCCCAGGCAAGGACGUCCCAGAGCCAG